CCCAUCUCUUCUGGCUGUGUCGUCCUCGCUGAUCCCAAGCAGCCCAGAGGGCAGAGACGCCAUUACAGCCAGCUCGGGCAUCAACCUUUCCAGAACGCCGCCCAUCCAACCUCCACCCUCAACCACACCUUCAUCCGCAAGGGGCACCAGCCGACAUUGUCAACGCCUGGAUAUCUAUGCCAUCCAACAUGCGUCUGGCGGCAUACGGAGCCAUCUCAACGGCGCUGACCCUGGUGGUCAUUGCCAACGCCUGGGCCGAUCGUGAGCAAUUCUAUUCAGCCUGCAUCCAUCUCGUUCAAUCCAACUCGAGUCUUCUGGUCCUGCUCAACAUGGGCCUCUUUUUGAUCAUCGUGUUUGCACGGAUGGGACAAUGGAUCUUCUUUGGCGAGCUGCGGGCUAUGGAGAUUGAGCAUCUCUAUGAGCGAUCGUGGUUCGCCGUCACCGAGACCUGCCUCGCCAUGACGAUCUUCCGCGACGAGUUCAAUGUGCUCUUCCUCAGUCAGUUUACCCUCCUGCUGCUGGCCAAAAUCUUCCACUGGGUCACGCAAGAUCGAGUCGACUUUAUGGAGCAAACGCCCAACCAUCGGCUCGUGUUUCAUGCACGCAUGAUCGGCAUCAUCGGCAUUCUCGCCGUGGUGGACUUUAGCAUGGUGUUCUUCACCGUCGAUCGCAUGCUUUCCCAGGGCGUUGGCAUGAUGAUCAUCUUUGGCUUUGAGUACACCAUCCUUCUCUGGAGCAUCACGGCAACCUUUGUCAAGUACAUUCUGAAUGCCAUUGACUUGCGCAACGAUACGCCAUGGGAAGAAAAGUCGAUGUAUGUCUUUUACCUGGAACUGAUCAUUGACUUUUUGAAGCUGGUCACGUACAGCCUCUUCUUUGUCAUUGUCGUCAACUACUAUGGCCUGCCUCUGCACAUCGUCCGGGACAUCUACGUCACCUUCCGAAACUUUAUCCAGCGCUGCAAGGACUUGAUCCAGUAUCGCCGUGCGACCGCCAACAUGCACACUCGAUAUCCCACCGCGACCGUCGAGGAACUCAAUGCCACCGACCGCAUCUGUAUCAUUUGCCGCGAGGAGAUGGAGUCGCUGCCAGGUGCGGGAGAAAACCCUGCGGCGCCCGCACCUGCUGCUGCUGCUGUUGCUGCCCCUGGGGCUAUGGCUGGCGGCGCGUCCAUGUCGGAAUUGCCCAAAAAGUUGCCAUGCGGACACAUCUUCCACUUCCGCUGUCUGCGGAGCUGGCUCGAGCGCCAGCAGAGUUGCCCAACUUGCCGCCGCUCGGUGCUGGACGAUGCCGCCAAUGCCAAUGCCAAUCCCAAUGCCAAUCCCAAUGCCAACGCUGCUCAAGGUGCUCGCCCCCAGCCUCAGGCUCAGGGUGUCCCACAAGGUCCUGUCCUGCCACAGCAGCCCGCCGGAGCGCUUGCCCAACCAGCCAAUAUCCUCCAAGCUCUGCUUGAGCAGGCACGGCGUGCACUGCCCGACAACAGACCCCCUGCAGCACCUUUCCAACCCCAGGCACCUCUGAACGUCCCACGCGGCCCAGAGCCGCACCAGAAUGGUCCCGUCCAACCGACUCAGCCGGUUGUGCCCGCUCAUUCCGCCCCAUCAGCUUCAGCAGCGUCCUCAUCGAGUUCCGCACAUCCUAUCCUGCAAGCUACCGCAACGAUCGGCUCCAACUCCUAUCCCGUCUUGCUGCGGCCGCUGCUCCCAUCAGGCCAGGACGCGGUCUCGGUAGAUUUCGACAACUUUACAGACAGCCAGCUGCAGCUUCUCGAGGGUCGUUCGCGCCAGGCGGUGCUCGCUCGACUGCGCGAGCUCUACAAAGUUCAGACCCAACUCAACAGCGUGAUCCGCAACCUCGAAGCAAUCUCGGGCCUGAUGCAGGAUGGUGGCCUCGGCACCACAACCGGCUCGGGCGCCGCCGAUGCCGUUUCGCUCGGACAGGUGCACGCCGGACCCGACAAGGGCAAGCGACCGGCCGAGUGAGGAGAGCGUGUCCAAUAGAAGCCGGUCCGAGCCGAUCCGAGUCAAGCUGACCCAAUGGACCCGAGUGGAGACGAGCCGAGCGGAUGUGAGCGCGGAGCGGCUGCGAAUAACAGCAGACAGAGGCCACAAGCCCGUGCGCUUGCAUGGAUGCCGGGUGGAUGGGCGAAUCAAGCCCCCUCCGUCCAAGCGGAUAAGCCACAGAUACAGCUCGAAUUGUGCCAUGAGUGGGUGCCGUGGGUUGUGCCGCGAGCGGAUGGCGG
Molecule: messenger RNA, 2242 nt
Organism: Polychytrium aggregatum
Lineage: Eukaryota; Fungi; Chytridiomycota; Chytridiomycetes; Polychytriales
Exons: 10
Coding region: 177-1982 (601 amino acids)
Cellular component (GO): cytoplasm
Source: RefSeq, a predicted model, not a curated record